GGAUUUGCAAUGUUGCUGAAAUACUCAUUGACAAAGAUUCUACUGAAACUUUUAAAAAAAUUAAAGUUACUUUAUAUUCAAAGGGACCCUUACUUUCUGUCAAGUCUGCUGCUGCUAAAUUGGAAGAUAUUGAA
Funneliformis caledonium is the source of this 134-nucleotide messenger RNA. Lineage: Eukaryota; Fungi; Glomeromycota; Glomeromycetes; Glomerales; Glomeraceae. The record is from the annotation of a GenBank genome assembly.